GUGACUUGUUGGAGAGCCAUGAGUGAGAACCCUCUGAUAGCAGACGAGACACAAGUUUAACCAAGCAUCACACCAUGGCCUUUCUUGGGGUUUUAUUAAUGCUAUUAAUGCCUCUUGCAUGGAGCUGCCCUCCCCAAAAAGCAGACUAUGUCAUGGUGUCAUGUUUCCCCAACGCCAUCAUCGCCAACGUCCCAGAGUGUCCGUACGGCUGGGAGAUCGACCAGUUGUCCCUGGGAGGCGUGUGUUAUACUGGGAUACACAGCUCGGGCUACUACCGCUUCAUUAUCCCAGACCUAACGCCUAAGAACCACUCGUACUGUGGCACACAGUCUGAGUACAUGUCCGGCAAGGACCCCAAAUAUGUCUUCUAUAACUCCAUCGUGUCCAAUGACACCUCGCUCACCGUCAGGAACCAGCCAGUCAACUACACCUUCAGCUGCAUGUACCGAGCAGCCCACCUGGUCAACAACGCCGUUUUCAGCCAAAGAGUGGCUACAGUUUAUGUCAACAAUGGGAGUUUAGGCACUUUUAGAUCACAGUUGUCUAUGAACGUGUUCACGGUGAGUGGCUGCACACGGACUCAUUUUCACCAGUGGAAACCUUGUGUGACAUGUUUUAUACUGUCUGGAAACGUUAACUUGCUUGGUGUUUGGUGUACGAGUGAGACUUUUGGGUCAGGGAGAGGCACAGAGUGGAAGCUGAGGAAAAACAAACGUGAAUGUAUUUUCCAGAAUUCAAAGUUCCUGUACACCAAGGAUUCUCCCUAUGUCAUCGAUACUUCUGAGAUUGGCUCUGAGGUUUUUAUCGGGAUUGAAGCAAAAGGACUAAGCAGCAGAUUCAAAGUCGUAAUAAACAACUGCUGGGCGACUCCUACACCGUACUCGACGGACAGGAAGAGGUGGAGUCUAAUUAUUAACAGCUGCUCCUCUGACAACACGGUGACUAUUUACGAGAACGGCAAAGACAGCCGCUCCAUGUUUAAGUUCAACUCUUUCCGCUUCCAGCGGCUGGACAAGGUGUCCACCGUGUGGCUCCACUGUGAGGUCCACGUUUGUGAUGGAGAGCGGUUUGCCUGUCAGCCGAGCCCUUGCUUUGUGAGAAGAAGUGUGUCAUCUGAGGCAGAGUUAAGUGGGGGGAUCCUCACUACUGAGUUUUACUUUAAAGCAGGUAAAGGACCUGCCAAUAACGGAUACAUACAAGACGCCUCACUGUUCAUCCUGCUGGCUCUCCUGGUAAAUCCAUGUUGUGAUUUACUAAAUGGAUUAAUAAUGUAACAACUCUCUCUCUCUCUCUCUCUCUCUCUCAGUCUUAUAUAUUCAUUUACA
This is a messenger RNA of Solea senegalensis (Senegalese sole), 1325 nucleotides long. It is a transcript of the gene tectb, whose product is annotated as tectorin beta. The record is from RefSeq and is a predicted model, not a curated record. Gene Ontology annotation, cellular component: cell surface. The coding region runs from base 75 to 1274 and encodes 399 amino acids. The transcript has 10 exons. NCBI's taxonomy places the organism in Eukaryota, Metazoa, Chordata, Actinopteri, Pleuronectiformes, Soleidae.